Felis catus (domestic cat) is the source of this 2391-nucleotide messenger RNA. RefSeq names its product AKT1 substrate 1 (gene AKT1S1). Bases 627 to 1457 code for a protein of 276 amino acids. The record is from RefSeq and is a predicted model, not a curated record. The transcript is spliced from 5 exons. Gene Ontology annotation, cellular component: cytoplasm. NCBI's taxonomy places the organism in Eukaryota, Metazoa, Chordata, Mammalia, Carnivora, Felidae. Gene Ontology annotation, biological process: negative regulation of TOR signaling; neurotrophin TRK receptor signaling pathway; negative regulation of protein kinase activity.
GAAACGGAUAAAAGAAAAGAAGGUGAGAGAAGGUGUGCGUCAGAAGAGGUGCUGAGGGACUUGGGUUAACGGGAUGAAGCCGUCCUUAUUCGCGGGAACGAAGCGGUCCUAGUCGAAUUCCUGAGUCACCGUCGAGAGAAAGCAGUCUAGGCAGCCAUAUUGAAUCCUGGCAAACCGAAGCAAAAAGGGCUACCAUAUUGGAUCUUUACCAGCCUUGGUGCUGAAGGGGGAUAGGUUGGAGGGAGAGUCCAUGUACAUUUUGGGCAAGUGAUGCCAGGCUGGCCUGCCAUGUCAUUAACGGGCAUGCCUUUUCUCUACUUCUGUGGAAGAGGUUGACAAUGGGUGAGGCGCAUCAAGUCGCUGGCCUUAGUUUACUGACGCCUUGAGUGUGCAUAUGCCGACGGCCGUAUUUCUUGGGGGCAAAUCGAAAUGGUUUGGCUUGUUUCCGAGCAAGCUGAAGCCUUUCUUUCGCCAUCUUUCUUAUGGGCACCGUGCUGGCGCCAUUGCCCCGCUGUGACCCGGUGAUGUCCCCGUGGCCAUUUUGGUUUCGGGCGGCCCGGAUACGGGAGGCGGAGUGUGCAUGGUGGAGGAGGGCCAACCACGCGGAAGUGACGUGAGGCGCCGCCAUGUCUUUUGAGGGCGGCGACGGCGCCGGGCCGGCCAUGCUGGCUUCGGGCACGGCGUGGAUGGCGUCGGGGCGCCCCGAGGAGCUGUGGGAGGCGGUGGUGGGGGCCGCUGAGCGUUUCCGGGCCCGGACAGGCACGGAGCUGGUGCUGCUGACCGCCGCGCCGCCCCCACCGCCCCGCCCGGGUCCCUGUGCCUAUGCAGCCCACGGCCGGGGGGCCCUGGCAGAGGCCGCCCGCCGCUGCCUCCACGACAUCGCCCUGGCCCACAGGGCCGCCGCUGCCGCCAGGCCCCCCGCGCCCCCACCAGCACCACAGCCACCCAGCCCCGCACGGAGCCCACCUCGGCCCACCCUGGCCAGGGAGGAGGACGAGGAAGAUGAGGACGAGCCGACAGAGACCGAGACCUCGGGGGAGCGGCUGGGCGUCAGCGAUAACGGAGGGCUCUUUGUGAUGGACGAGGAUGCCACACUCCAGGACCUGCCCCCGUUCUGUGAGUCGGACCCUGAGAGCACAGAUGAUGGCAGCCUGAGCGAGGAGACCCCUGCUGGCCCCCCAGCCUACUCAGUGCCCCCGGCCUCAGCCCUGCCCACACAGCAGUAUGCCAAGUCCUUGCCCGUGUCCGUGCCCGUCUGGGCCUUCAAGGAGAAGAGGACAGAAGCACGAUCGUCGGAUGAGGAGAAUGGGCCGCCCUCCUCGCCGGACCUGGACCGCAUCGCGGCGAGCAUGCGCGCGCUGGUGCUGCGGGAGGCCGAGGACACCCAGGUCUUCGGGGACCUGCCGCGGCCGCGGCUCAACACCAGCGACUUCCAGAAGCUGAAGCGGAAAUACUGAGGCCCAAGCAAAGAGCUUCCCGGCCCAGCGUCCGCUCCGCUCCACACUACACCCCUGCCCCGCCCCCUGGGCCGGCCAAUCCGAGUCAGACCUGGGACCGACCUUCCAGGUGGCCCGGGCCCCGGGAUUGCCCCCUCCCUGCCAAUCCCCGCCAUCCUUCCAGCCCGCGAUCCCCUCACGCGCCGAGGAGCGGGACCUAUCUAGUUUCUCGAUUGGGUCUGUCGCCGCUUUCUUUGCCCUGCGACAGAUUCUUUCGAUGAAGGGAUUAGCUCGCUCCCUGAUCGGGGCGGCCAGUUUUAAGCCCCAAAAUGGGUCAACUGUUGUUUUUUGCCUAGCGACAAGGGCUUUGCUCGCGCGGCAUUGGUCGAAAGCGAAAAGCCAAGCCACAGGAUUGGGAAGCGGCAAGCCAUUUCGGCCUAGAGAUGGGAAGCUCCUACAUUUGAUUGGCUCGAACCCAAAGGGCUUGACCAAUCUCCCGGAGUCGCCAUCCCACCCUUCCUGGGCUGUCCCGCCUGAUUGGCUCCAGCGUCCUGAGGGCGUGGCCAAACCCUCCUGUGCCCAGGAUUGGCCUGCGGCCUUAAAUUUACGUUCUUUACACUACUGGGACUGGGGUUGUUUUUGACCUAGUCCCGACCAAGUGUCCCUCUGCCCCCUCCCAGGGAUGGCCCAAUUCUGUCCCUGCGUCUGAUACCCUCUCAUUGGUUCCAUCCCACAACAGCCUGCCAAUCGAAGUCCGUCCUUGCAGCCCGGACGGCACCAGCUCCCGCCCCUCUCCCCCCACCCCCACAGGUGCCUUAAAGGGCCUUCGUCCGCCCAAGGUGGGGGGCAGGGGCCCUCGCUCUCCGGCCCUUGUGUGGGGGAGAGAGUCGGGGGUGGGGAUUGGGAGUUGGGAGGGGUGGUCUGAGAUUAAAGAAUUUUACCUCUGGCAAAUGAG